Molecule: messenger RNA, 957 nt
Organism: Trichoderma aggressivum f. europaeum
Lineage: Eukaryota; Fungi; Ascomycota; Sordariomycetes; Hypocreales; Hypocreaceae
Exons: 4
Coding region: 1-957 (318 amino acids)
Biological process (GO): S-adenosylmethionine biosynthetic process
Cellular component (GO): methionine adenosyltransferase complex
Molecular function (GO): methionine adenosyltransferase regulator activity
Source: RefSeq, a predicted model, not a curated record
AUGGCGCAGCGAACGGUCCUCGUCACUGGUGCCACCGGAUUAUUGGGUAGAGAAGUCGUCGCCGCCUUUCAUAACCGUAGUGGAUGGACCGUCAAGGGCUCGGGCUAUUCACGGGCGGAUGGUGCUGAUAUCCUCAAGCUCGACCUGGAGAGCGGAGCUGAUAUUGCCAAAACACUGGACGAGAUACGACCCCACGUGGUGGUUCAUUGUGCGGCGCAGCGCUUCCCAGACAAGGUGGACAAGGACCCAGAAGCGGCCAGAGCUCUCAAUAUCGCCGCCAGCAAGACGCUUGCCAGUGCCACUGCGGCUCGGGAAAUUUUGAUGAUUUACAUCUCCACUGAUUAUGUCUUUCCUGGGCGGCCAGGCGACGCCCCUUACGAAGCCGAUGCCACCCCAGCCCCUACUAACCUUUACGGCCAAACGAAGCUGGAUGGCGAAAAAGCCGUGCUGGAAGAGUACGCUGUGGCUGGAAAGGAGGGCCUCGGGGUCACUCUUCGAGUCCCGGUGCUCUACGGCCACGCAGAAACACCCUCUGAAAGCGCCGUCAACGUGCUGAUGGAUAGUGUUUGGAAGGCCCAGACGGAGGGCACCAAGAUCAAAAUGGAUCAUUGGGCCAUCCGCUACCCGACUAACACGGGAGAUGUAGGACGAAUUUGUCAUGAUGUGGCAACCAAGUACCUCGACUCGGGGGAUCGCAAGUCUUUUCCCCGGACGCUCCAGUUCUCGAGCGAAGACAAAAUGACAAAGUACGAGAUCUGCCAACACUUUGGCGACAUCAUGGGCUUGUCAAUUGCCAACAUUGAACCCAACACGGAGGGCAACGAGCCCAACGCCAGCGUGCAGCGGCCGUAUGAUUGCCACUUGAGCACGCGAGAGCUCAAGAAUCUCGAGAUCGAUGUCUCAACGUGCGAUUUCGUCAGCUGGUGGCGCCGCGAGGUUCGAGCGUUUCGCAAGUAG